Messenger RNA from Phytophthora infestans T30-4, 2335 nucleotides. RefSeq lists its product as uncharacterized. Gene Ontology annotation, cellular component: plasma membrane. Lineage: Eukaryota; Oomycota; Peronosporomycetes; Peronosporales; Peronosporaceae. The transcript has a single exon. The record is from RefSeq and is a predicted model, not a curated record. The coding region runs from base 170 to 2335 and encodes 721 amino acids. Gene Ontology annotation, molecular function: oxidoreductase activity.
CGGCCCCAACAGUUCAAUCUCCGACUGAGGUUCUCAGUCUUUCUUGUCCAUCCAUCGACUAGGAAUCUCCCGGUGUAGCAAUUAUCGAGUUGGUCGAAUCCUUCGCAUCUCAGUCAUGACCCGUUCAUUCUUGCCGCUGUUGGCUACCGCUUUAACGGCCACGAGCACCAUGGUUAGCGCCGCCGUCUCCAACUCCAGCAUCUGCUCCAGCGACGCGUUCCAGGCGCUCUCCGGCACGCAGCUUGGUGACAGUCCCAUCUUCGUGCGCGCCCUGGUGCAGGGAGACGAAGUCUGCAUCGAAUAUCAGCUUGACGCGUCCGUGGCCAGCACGGCCACGUGGUUUGGUGUCGGGCCAUCGCGUGACUCCAACAUGGUGAGCAGUCCGGCCUCCAACGUCAUGAUGUUCUUCAAGGACAGCGGCACCCCCACGUCCUACGUGCUGGGCGGCUACGUCAACAGUGAUGUGACGGAGGACUCCGAUCUGUCCUCCUUCGUGGUGGGCUCGGGUAGCACCACCAGCAUGAGCUUCAGCUUCCAGCGCACACUUGCUGCCGCUUCAAGUUCGGAUGUAGCCAUCUCUGCCACAGGCUCCACCGACUUUAUUUGGGCCUACGGUACCUCGUGGCCUAUUUCCACGCACAGACGCGGUACGAACGGCGCUGCCUCCUUCAACAUCGCGGCCGCAGCUACGGCCACAGGCUCCAAUGCCGGCGCCAGCACGAUCGUCAGCUCCAGUGCGUCCACGCCUUGGUGCGACGAUAAGAACUGCCCCGGUAUUGUCGGUGGCAUCGCCUUCGGUUCAAUGGCCGUGUGUGGCCUGUUGCUCACUGCGGCGCUCAAGUCGUCGCCUGUUGGUAGGCUCCUGCUGCACCGCACUGUGGCCCCGCCUCCGGUCAAGAUGACGACCAACUCGCCUGUGGCCAUGCCCCACACUAUGUUCAUGCAGACUUUGGCCGACCUGCACCUCGGUGAGCUGCUGGUUAUGCUCAUUUUCGUGGCGGCCGUGGUUGUGCUCAUCUCUCUACUAAGCGACGAGGAGAAAUACGUUGUCUCUGGCCAAGUGAGUCUGCUGAUUCUCAUGUUCCUCAUCCUCCCUGUGGCCCGCCUGCCUGUGUGGUCUAUUCUCUUUGGGAGCUCGUUUGAGCGCAUUGUCAAGUUUCACCGCUGGCUGGGCGUCAUUAUGAACAUCGCAGUGAUCGUCCACGUCGUGCAGGCCAGUGACGUCGUGGACCUCACUCUGAACGAGAAAUACGGUGAAGUGACGCCUCUGCCUGGCUUCGUGGCGUUCAUUUGCUUCAUCGCGAUGAUGUUCCUGUCUAUCGAGUACAUCCGUCGCAUGUUCUUCGAGGUUUUCUACUUCACGCACCGCGUGCUGUCGAUUGUGGGCUUCGUUUUCACUAUUCUCCACGCCCCCAAGUUCAUCGGCCUCGCUCUUUGCGUUCCUCUUGGACUGUACGCUCUUGGUCUGCUGUACCGUUGGUCGAGUGCCUUCACUGGUUCUUACAAGGCGUCUGCGACUGUACACUCCGGCUCGAACUCCACUACACUCGUCCUGGAAUCCACCCCGAAGACUGGCAAGAUGGCCAUGAACGUGAACCCUGGCUCGUACUUCUUCGUACGUCUCCCGGCUGUUUCGGCCACUCAGUGGCAUCCGUUCUCGUCUGUUGUGACUCCCGAUGGCAAGUCGCUGGGCUUCACUAUCAAGGCUAUGGGCAAUGGCUCCUUCACACGUAAACUACUGGAGAAGGCUGGUACGCAGUACGAAUUCACCGCUAAUCUGUGUGGCCCGUUUGGUAAGAUGUCGCUCAAUGUGGAUCGCUACGACGCUGUUGUGCUGGUUGCUGGUGGAGUUGGUAUCACGCCGAUGAUGAGUCUUAUCAACCAGUCGCGCUUGUUCCCGUCUGCGACGAACGAUUCGGAUAAAGCUCCCAAGGCUUCGGACUGGUACGUCUUGUGGUCCGUACGCGAGCCUGAAGAUAUCUUGAUGAUGGAGCAGUUCCUGCCCACCCACGCUCAGCUCGACUACGCUGCCCGUGCCAGCAUCCAGGACCCCAACAUGGCCAUCCUGGGCAACAACGCGCCGUCUCCAGUUAACAUUAACUGGAUGUUCCAUGUGUCGAACGCUCGCACGGAUGGCGUGGUUACCCGUACGAACGGCGAGACGUUGUCGUACCGCGGUGGCAAGCCUAUUAUGGAUGAACUGAUCAAUUCAAGUCGCUUUAACGGCAGGAAGGUGACGGUGGUGGCGUGCGGACCCCCGACCAUGACGGUCGAGGCCCAGGCACUCGCUCGCAACUGCAACUUUGACUUCCACAAGGAGGUUUUCAACUGGUAA